This is a messenger RNA of Triticum dicoccoides, 587 nucleotides long. Its product is annotated as leucine-rich repeat extensin-like protein 2. NCBI's taxonomy places the organism in Eukaryota, Viridiplantae, Streptophyta, Magnoliopsida, Poales, Poaceae. The coding region runs from base 24 to 557 and encodes 177 amino acids. The record is from RefSeq and is a predicted model, not a curated record. The transcript is spliced from 3 exons.
UGUGGGGCUCUAGUGCAUACAGUAUGGCCUGGCCCAAUUUGGUCAGCCUUUCGACCUCCUCCCGCAACAGGAGAAGGCCGAGGCGCCAUGGCCGCUGGGAGCUCGCCUCCGCGCACUGCUGCGCCACGGAGGGGAUAAGAGCAAGCCCCUGUGCCCCCUCACUCUUCCCCUGUAACCCUAGCACGCCCGUUCCCCUCGCUCGUUUCUCUCCCCCUCGAGUUCGUCCGCGCCCGAAGACGCAGUCGCCGCCGCCCCAUCGUUGUCGCGGCCACCGAGCUUCCCGCGGGCUGAAACCUAGUCAGGAGACGCGUCGGGCUCGUCUACUUCGACUACAACCACCGGUUCGAGUCGGGGCACCGUCAAACUUUGGGAUCGAGCCGUCUUCCCCGCCACAGCCAUCGCCGCCGUCGAUUCGCUCCACCGAGCCUCCCCCGAGCUCGCCUUUGCACAACUACAGGGCCCGACCCCUUGAUGAUGCUGAUGCCCCUGUGAUUGACUACGCCACCGACGACCCCUCCGUCUCGUCUGAACAACCAGGAGCCAGAUGCCACCUUUGACGACGGCUGCUACCCCGAGGGUGCCUACUA